GUUAGCCUGACGGCUACGCGCCCUAAUCCACGAAGAAGGAGAAGUGCGGUUUAUGUUGUUCUAUAUCAAUAUUGAUAUACCCAAGGCCAUAUAUAGCCGAUAUACCUAUUUAUGUACACUGUGGAUAUACCCUGCGGCUUAUAGCCUUGGUGCGGCUGCAAAAAUAAUUCUCGAUUGUUGCUGGUAUCUUGGCCUUGUGUUGGGUAGUAUUGACGACCGAUUCCUUUAGUUUGUAAAAUCUCUUGUUUUCAGAAAUAUCAUGAGUUCUGGUCGUCCCCGCCACCGGGGUGGUCGUCAAGGCAACAGUCGCCAUGGUGACGGCGGCGAGCGUCGUCCGCCGGAGCCCAAGCCGGAGCCGGCCGCGGACGACACGCCCGUGACGGCCAUGUUUCGCGGCUUCGCCUCCCAGCUGGACAGCAAGCACGACCUCUACGAGCGGCUGGUCAAGAAGAGCCGCGACGUCACCAUCGAGAGCAAGCGCAUCAUCUUCAUGCUGCACAGGGUGACGAGUGAGGAGCAGGACCGGCAGGUUCUAGAGGAGGCGGCCGGACGGUUCCGUCAGCUGGAGGGCGGCACGCUGCGCCAGAUUGCCGAGGAGCUGGCCGGCCACGACCCGUACCUGUACCUGCGCGCCAUCAGCCCUGGCCUGCAGGAGUACAUUGAGGCGCUCUCCUUCUACCACUACCUACUCAACGACCGAGUGAUCAGUUGCGCCGAGGUGCAGCAGCGCCUGACAUACCCCGGGGGGAGUGCGGAGCCGGCGUCAGGGGCCGAGCCCUCCACCACCGCCGGCGAGCCGCCGCCGCCCGCCGAGACUGGACCGGGAGAGGGCGAGGUGGGCGACCCGCUGCGGCUGCCGCUGCCCUACCACGAGUACGUGCUGGGUCUGGCCGACCUGACGGGCGAGCUGAUGCGCCGCUGCAUCAGCUCGGUCAGCUCGGGCCAGCUGGAGGAGUGCUGGCGGCUCUGUGCCCUGCUGCGCACCAUCCACGAGGGAUUCGUCAACAUCGGUAACACCGGUCCGCGCGAGAUCACGCGCAAGCUGGCCACGCUGCGGCAGAGUCUGACCAAGGUCGAGAACGCCUGCUACCAGCUGAAGGUUCGCGGGGAGGAGAUCCCACGGCACAUGCUGGCCGAUGUGUUCUCGGCCGCGGACGACUACGGCGCGCACGACGACUACGCCGCCGACUAGUCGGGCGAGUGGACAGUCGGGCGGCUGCUCGGGGCUGCGGGGGGGGGGCGCCGCAGUGGGCCGCCGGCACGGUAUGAUCGUGCGAGUCGACGCGGCGGCUCGUACACGAGUCUCACCGGGUGUGCGGGCAGUGCCUGGUCUGGGGGCUGAUGGCCGUGGAGCUGUGCGGACUCUGUGUGAGGACGGAGCCACUGGAAGGUGACGUGGGCCCGCCGCCGACCCCAGGGUACACUCCAGUGGCCGUAUCCGCACCUGGCCUGCGCGGUGCCGUCUGCGUGGCGCCGGGCGACCACCAGGGGUAAACUUGGUUUGUGAAUACGGCCACAAAAAUAGCCAGUUACCCGUUACUCCUACCCCUACCCUUAAAUCGUGAUUGUGAAUACUGCCACAGAGGCGGUCCCAUUGCACUGCGGCCCACCAGGAGAGGCGGAAGAACUCUCACCCUUGCUUCUGGUAUCAGAAGCGGACGACUGUGAUGCUUCUUCUACAGGGUGUCCCAUAAGUUCCUUCUCACCUAAAUUUUUCUUUAAGAGGCUCUCUUAUUUAAAGCCACGCUUAAUUUAUUUUGUAACUGAGCUUUUGGGGUUGCCAUGGCAACUGUGAAUGUGCUCCACGGUAACUAAUUCGUCUAGACAAAAUAUUUUUUGCCAGAGAGUUCACUUCCUUUGGAGACGGCUUACGCCGCAACAUAGAGGUCUCUGAUACGGGAACGUCUCGGUAUUUAGACCGCACUGGGCCAUUCACGACGGUUGAGGGUGAUUGAGGCCAUCCAGUAUGUAGCCAAUGUCUAUCGCUAACUGGACGCACAGUCAACAAGUGACGCCGAUGAUUUGUCGGGAGUCAAUCGCUGCAAGUUUAUGCUCUUUUUUGUCAGAUUUCACGAGUGAGCCAUGUGGCCAAAACUGUGUGGCGCCAAAAUGGCCGUCAAAAAGGUCUUAGCGUUAGAAAGUUGGUAAACAGGCUUUUCAGGAUGUAUUGCCAGCUGUCUAAGAGUAUCAUUUCGGGGUACCUAACUCAAGGUGACUUAAGCUCUACUUACCGGAGGGCUCAAAACAGUCAAAAACGUCUUAAAAUGGCCAAACAUGUGUUUCGUUAUGCCUGAGGCUAAAAAAAACUGGAGGGUCGAUGACAUCAAUGUGGUCAUCUGGACUACCUAGUCCGUGCUCGAGAUAAAACACCCGUCCAAACCCCAAAACGGUCCCAUAUGGGCGACGGAAAAGGCCUUUGUGUCAUUCAGCUUUAUUCCUAUGCAAAAGGCCAGGGUCACGGUAAUGUGGGUCAAUAUGCGUCCAGACACUGAUCACGUUGCGAAUGAUGCUCCAGAAACAGUCUUGGGACGCAGAAUGCUUCUCCAAGAAGAUCUAGGAGGAGUUUCAGCUUUCUAGCUUAACUUGAACCGCAAGUAUGACCACAUUUUUUUAGUAGAAAAUGGCAUCCGGGAGGUCGUAGGCCCAUCUUCAAGCAAGACAGUGCAUCAGUGCAGAGGUCAAGCAAAGCAUAAAAGCAGUGCCAGGAAACUGUGAUAGGCGUGUGUGGCAAGAUCACAUCCCAGGCAACUCAUCGGAUCCAAAUUUCAUAAAAAUGUGUUGGGAAUAUUGAAAUCGAGGCUCGUCGAAGCGAAGCGGUGUUCCAGCAUUGAGGAGCUCACGGCGCAUGCCAAGUCAGUCUGCGCUAACUUCAAGCCUGCUAUGCUGCCAAACAUGCCGGUUGGCAUGUCGCAGCAUGUAUUCAUGUGUUUGCCUAUGAAAUGGGGAGCACAUUGAGGGGUUAUAAACAUAUCAAAACGCAAUGUACUAUGUUUUACAUGCAAAUAAAAGGUGAGAACGAACUUAUGGGACACCCUGUACAUUCUGUGCUUUGAUAGCAACGUUUGCGAUGCUAUUUCGGUGUUUGUGCUGUAGCCCAGUUUUCUAUUUAGUGUUGUCGAGUGAGGUUUUGACAAAUAUAAUUUCUUUGGGUUUUUA
Messenger RNA from Amphibalanus amphitrite, 3156 nucleotides. Its product is annotated as translin-associated protein X-like. The record is from RefSeq and is a predicted model, not a curated record. The coding region runs from base 260 to 1192 and encodes 310 amino acids. Gene Ontology annotation, cellular component: nucleus; cytoplasm. Gene Ontology annotation, molecular function: RNA binding; sequence-specific DNA binding; RNA endonuclease activity. NCBI's taxonomy places the organism in Eukaryota, Metazoa, Arthropoda, Thecostraca, Balanomorpha, Balanidae. The transcript is spliced from 6 exons.